AUGAGCGGAGAAGGGAAGGUAGUGUGUGUAACAGGAGCUUCUGGUUACAUAGCUUCAUGGCUGGUCAAGCUUUUGCUUCAACGUGGAUACACUGUCAAAGCCUCAGUUCGUUACCUCAAUGAUCCAAAGAAAACGGAACACUUGCUUUCACUAGAUGGAGCUAAGGAAAGACUUCAUUUGUUCAAAGCAAAUUUAUUAGAAGAAGGAUCCUUUGAUCCUGUUGUUGAUGGAUGUGAAGGUGUUUUUCAUACAGCAUGUCCUGCAUAUUCUACAGUCACUGAUCCACAGGCAGAUCAACUGAUUGACCUUGCAGUGAAGGGAACACAAAACGUUUUUAGGUCAUGCACAAAGGUUCCUUCUCUAAAGAGGGUCGUGUUAACGUCGUCCAUGGCUUCGGUUUCAUUCAACGGGAAACCUCUUGCGCCAGAUGUUGUUAUUGAUGAGACAUGGUUUUCAGAUCCUGUUUUCUGUGAGGAGUCAAAGCUUUGGUAUAUGCUUGCGAAAACCUUAGCUGAAGAGGACGCUUGCAAAUUCGCAAAAGAAAACGGGAUUGACUUGGUUGCAAUUAAUCCAGGACUUGCGAUCGGCCCUAUGUUACAGCCAACUCUUAAUCCCAGUGUGAAGAAUAUUCUAAAUCAACUAAACGGUGCUCAAACCUUCCCAAAUAAAGUCCAUGGGCUUGUUGAUGUUAGAGAUGUAGCAUUAGCACAUAUUCAAGCAUUUGAAGUUGCUUCCGCUAGUGGCAGAUGCUGUUUAUCUGGACAAGUCGCCCACAUUGCUGAGGUUCUCGAUAUUUUACGACGACUCUACCCCUCUCUGAGCAUUCCCGAAAAAUGUGAAGAUGACAAGCCUCUCUUGCCAAAGUACCAAGUUUCAAAGGAGAAAGCGAAAAGUUUGGGAAUUAACUUCACCCCUUUGGAAGUGAGUUUGAGGGACACUGUUGAAAGCUUUAAGGAAAAGGGGUUUCUCAACUUUUGAGUUUUUCCCUUGACAGAAAAUUCUUGAAUAAGUAAUUGCAGAAAAAUUAAAGAUCUUUAUCCUUGUGGU
Molecule: messenger RNA, 1047 nt
Organism: Morus notabilis
Lineage: Eukaryota; Viridiplantae; Streptophyta; Magnoliopsida; Rosales; Moraceae
Product: cinnamoyl-CoA reductase 1-like
Exons: 6
Coding region: 1-978 (325 amino acids)
Molecular function (GO): oxidoreductase activity, acting on the CH-OH group of donors, NAD or NADP as acceptor
Source: RefSeq, a predicted model, not a curated record